This is a messenger RNA of Sceloporus undulatus (fence lizard), 3540 nucleotides long. RefSeq names its product coiled-coil domain containing 146 (gene CCDC146). The record is from RefSeq and is a predicted model, not a curated record. Bases 200 to 3106 code for a protein of 968 amino acids. Gene Ontology annotation, cellular component: cytoskeleton. Lineage: Eukaryota; Metazoa; Chordata; Lepidosauria; Squamata; Phrynosomatidae. The transcript is spliced from 20 exons.
GAAGAGGCCGGGGCUGAAAUGGAAUCUCGGUCGCCAUGGGAACGUGGAACGCUGGCGGGAGUGGUGGUUGGAGGCUGCGCGAGGCAGGUCUGAAAAGUCAUCACCAAGCAGUAGCUCAGGAUUCUUUCCCUUCAUCUAACUAGCUGUGGAAGAGAUAGGACAGGAAAGCGAGAAAGACCAAUAAUUUUGAAAAAGAAAAAUGAGUGAGUCUGAAGAAGAGGCUUCUGCUGCUUCUGGUGAGUCAGAAGAACCAGAACUGAAGUCUGAAUCAGAAUCAGAACCAGAACCAGAGAAUCCUGAUGAUCCGAUUUAUGCUCUGGCUCCAACAAUUAAUAUCCAGGAUGAAAGUUCCAUUGACGUGAAUUCAUGUCCUGCGUUUCAGUGCCUUGAUGAGCUGUUUUAUGCUGGGGGUAUACCAGGAACCAGAGUGGCUGAAUUGAAAGCAAAGUAUAUCUUCCUACAUGAGACCCUAAUAAGUUUGCAGGAAUCAGAAAUUAAACUAUUACAGGAUGCUAAAGGUUUCACUGUUCAAAUAGAACAGCAGGAACAGGAAUUAGAAAAAGCUGAGCAGUUUCCAGAUGGAUCCACCUCAGAGGUGUCUAGACUGAGACAGCAGUACCUGAGAUACUUUAAUGAAUAUAAGGCCAUUCAAGAGAGAGAAUAUGAAAUUCAGUACAAAGUGAACAGUUUACUUGAAGACAAGCAGCUCAUUGAAAAGGAGUACCAAAGAAUCCCCAAAGCUUCUGAGUAUGAGAAGAAAAUUAAGCUUCUGAAAGAAAGCUGUGAAGAUCUUCGUAAAGAAACCACACAUAGGAGGCAAGAAAUUAGAGCACUCAAAGAAGAUCUGAUAGUGAGGCAAAAACAUCUCACAAAGGAUCAGAAAGAACUUGAGGAAAUUCUUCGGAAGCAAGAGGAAACAAAAGAUGAGCUAGUCCGUCAUCAAGCCAUUCCUAUUCAACUUGGAAAGGAUAUGGAGAAAAUACACCGGAGAACGCAAGAGGCAGAGAAAAAGAAAGUGACACUGCAGGAAGAAGUGGAAGAAAUCAAUGAGGUCAUUAAAAAAUUAGAGGCUAAAAAUGAUGAGGUAAUCGAAGAAAAGGAAAACGUGAUGAAAGAGGUGGAUGGGAAAAAGGCUUUGCUGGAGAGCAAAGAGCGGGAAUACUUCGCUCUUACAAAAAUGCAUGAAUUGAACAAAGAGAAUGAAGGGAUUGCCAUAGCGGAAAGGGGUAUUUUAGAAAUGGGUUUCCGCAACUGUGCUACAACAAAGCAAAAACUGCACGAUAUUUUGAGUCGCAUGCAAAGGGAGAAAGAACGAGACAUGAGAAAUUUUAAGAAGAUGGAGAUGCAGUUGAAAAUAGCCCAGGAGAGUUUGUCCCAAGUUCGAGCACAUUAUGAGAGAAUUCAGUUAGAGGUUGAUUCUAUUCCUAAAGAUGAUGUAUCACUAUUAGAAAGGCGAAAGGAGCUCCAAAAAGAAGUGGAAAUUGUUAAAAGAAAUCUGGCCCAGGAGAAAACGUCAACAGAUGCUGAAGGACGACUUCUUGAGCAGUGCAUUGCUGAAGAAGACCAGCUUUUUAAGGCUCAGGAACAUUACAGAGAUGAAGUAGCCAACUUAAUACGUAUGACUCAAUUCAAGGCUGAUGAGAGGGAACAAAAAUCAAAGGAUUCUUUAAAGGCUCAGGUACGGCUCAAUAACAUUAUUACAGAAAUAAAAACAAAAGACUUUGAAAUAAGGGAACAUAAGAAGAAGCAAAGAGAAAUUCAGAGACAGAUGAAAGAAUUUGCUAAAAUGUAUGAUAUUGUAAGACAUGAGAGAAACAAACUGGUAAACCUUGUGCAUUGUGCUCGCCAAAAAACAAAUGAAAUUAAAGAGAGGGUCAAAAUGCUAGAUAAUGAAAUGGAAAUCUUAAGACACAAUGUUGUAAUUAAAGAAAGAAAAUUGCAAAAAUACCAGCUAAAGCUUUCAAAUAAUAUUGCAAUCAAAGAAAGUAUCCAUUGUGAUGUCGGCAAGAUUUAUCAAACCCUCCAGGAGAUGAAAGAAAAGCGAGAGCAGCAGCUGAUGGAUGUUGAAAGACUCACCAACAUGCUUACCCGUAUUGAGGAGGAAAUGCUCCAGUUGCGGAAAGAAUAUGAAAAGGCUGUUCAGCGCCGAAAUGAGAGUGGGGUUCAACUCAUAGAGCGUGAAGAAGAAGUAUGCAUUUUUUAUGAAAAAAUAAAUAUCCAAGAAAUGAUGAGUCGAAAUGGUGAUCUUGAGAUUGGUGUGAUGGAUGAGAAGAUCCGCUUUCUGAAGAUGAAGUUAAUUGAAAAGAAAAGGCAAAUUGAAUUAUCACUGAGAAUCCUGCCCCUGAAAAGAGGCCUAGAUGGUGAUUUAGUGGUCCUUCAGAUUCAGUAUUCACAGUGCAAGGACAAAAUUAAACAACUGGAGAAAUUGUUUACGGACCCUACUGGUCAGAAAAGAGCAAGACCUCUGCCAGGAAAGGAUGGCACUCAACAAGAACUGUUCAAAAAGAUUGAGGAGUUAGAAAUACAACUGGCACAAAAGGAAGAGAAAUUGCUUGAGAAGGACUUCGUUUAUGAGCAAGUUUCUCGGCUAACAGAGAAAGUUAACAUGAAGGCAGAGAACAGCAAGCAAGAUACAUUAAUACUAGCAAAAAAGAUGAAUGAGCUUCAAGAGAAAAUAAAAAAUACAACCCAAAAGAUAAUGGCUCUGGUUGCAGAAUUAUCUAUGAAUCAAGCUCUUGCCAUUAAACUGCAACAAGAAAUGAGAGACAAAGAGCAAUUUUUAAUGUGCAUCACCUCCCGGCUAGAGAAAGGUCUUCCGCCUCCUAAGGAAGUAGAACAUGAGUGGUUAAAGGUGCUGCGUAAUGAAGAAGUGCAUAAAGCAGCAGCUGAAGCCAGAGCAAAACGUGCUGCAGAAGAGGAACAGCAUGCCAUGGCCAUGAGCAUAUUCACCACAGCAGAGCAGCGUCCCAAUGCCUAUAUCCCAGAUGAGGAAAAUGUUCUCCCUCUGCCACGGCCCUAUGGCGCACUAGCUCCAUUCAAGCCAGGAGAGCCCAGUGCAAACAUGAGGCACAUUAGAAAGCCAGUUGUAAAGCCAAUUGAAAUUUAAAAGGUCGACACUUGUUAAGUAAUACCAAGCUACUUUGUUUCUAAUGUCAGUGAUAGAACUGGUCCAUAUUUUAUUGAGACUGAAUUACAAUUUUAUGGUACAGUACUAUAGACCAAGUCACCCGUUUUCACCGAACAACCAUCUCAUCAGCCAUGAAAUGAACAGCAUGGUGAAGUAAAGAUUGGCGAGUGGCUGAAUGCUGCAAAUAAUUACAAGUAAUAAUCUAGAUAGCCAUUGGCAGCAUACUAUUAGCCUAUAUGCAUUUAGGAGCCAAACAUUCCAAGGAAUAUCUUGAAAUGCUGGGCAGUUCACAGUAACCCAGUAAGCAUACUGGUUUUAUCUUUCAUAUGUUAUAUAGUCAUUUAUUAAUAUCAGAUAUCUAGUCACUUGCGGCCACAUUAUAUGAAGCGUCUUCAUUGCAUAAAUAAAGAGAA